AUGGAUGCGAUGGAUGCGAUUAACACACAUGUGUAUACCUAUAUUUUCCUACCCUAUCACAGUAGAGGUCAAGGCCAGAAAAGCAACAUUUUAGAAACUGGGGAACAAUGUGUGCCGUCGUCUAAUGGGCAGGAAGUGUCAUAUCAACGUUUAUCAAGGACUGGACAAAAGGGGGAAUUUUUGGACUGGAAUAUUGAGAUGAAUAUUCACCCGCCGAGUUAUCCGUAUAUGGUUGGGAAUAUAUUUGAUGCUGCGGAGAGGAUUGGGUUUGAGAUUCUAGGCGAUAUUAAGGAGGGAGAACAUUGGGGUGUCAAGCAGUUGGAGGCUGCCGGACUUCCUCAUUUUACUGAUUUGUUCAUCAUCGGGUCUAAUCGUGAUUGGCAACCAAACUCUAAAAAUGUCUGUCUCGUAUCCGUUCGCGAUGUUGCACAAGAUUUGAAUACUUUUUGA
Molecule: messenger RNA, 450 nt
Organism: Histoplasma mississippiense
Lineage: Eukaryota; Fungi; Ascomycota; Eurotiomycetes; Onygenales; Ajellomycetaceae
Exons: 5
Coding region: 1-450 (149 amino acids)
Source: RefSeq, a predicted model, not a curated record